AUUCCUAAGUGUUAAGAAAGUCAUAAGAUUAUUGGGUUACAUAAAUUAUUAUAAGUUAAUUUUUUAAAAUGGUGUUGUGAUUAAUAACAAAGAGGUUAUUUUAAAAAUGUGUCAAUCGAAACUUGAUACACACAAACAUCGUUGCUUAGCAACCAACUUUGUAAACAAAACAAAUGUCACAAUAUUAAAGAUUUUUGGUUAGUUGAGAAGUGUUUUAAAAUGGAUUGGAAUUAUAUUUAUUCAAUAAAACCGAAUAAAAUCGAAGAUAAUGAAAAAGAUGCUUUGUUGAAUACGUUAGCUUGGUAUGAUAUUGAUGUUGAAGAAGUUGAUUUAGAAAAAUGUUUGGUUUUAUUUAAAAUAACCCAAGAAAUUAUGAAAUUUAAAUCUGAACAGGUUGAAGUUUUGAUAGCAGAAUUAGAUGAUUUGGCUAAAAAGCAAGCUGAAGAUGAGCUCAAAAAAUCCGAAUUAGAUUCAUUAAAAAGUCAAAAAUCAAAAAAGUCGAGUUCUUUGGAUUAUGAUGAGCUUGAGGAAAAAUAUCGUGAAUUAAAAGGAAAGUUGAAACAACAAAAUAAAUCGAAUGAGAAGUUAAAAAAUGAAAUAACCAAGUUGAACCAGCACAUUAAAGUUUUAGAAAAGGAUCGAAAUCAUCUUCAAAAUGAGUUGGAGAGUUUGCAAAAGGAUGAUGUUCAAUCUGAGUUAUCAGAAAAUACUAAAGAUCAACAUAAAGAGUUAAUUGGAACAAUUAGGCACAAAAACAAUCAAAUUUCCCAACUUUUAAAUGAUAUUGAGAUGGUGGAGGGUGAAAAUUUGCAAUUAAAGGAGCAAAUUUUAGUUGUUAAAGAUAAAUUGGAGGAUGCAACAAAACAAAUAAACGAAAUGACGAAGGAGUUUUUAGCAAGUAAUGUUAAAUUUGAGGAGGAACAUAUCAAAAUGAAUGAGUUAAUGAAGGAGAAUGAUUGUUUAAAAAAUGAAAUUGAAGAAUUAACUUUGGAAAAUGUGGAAUUAAAAAAGCAACUUGAAGAUUUUGCUUUGGCUAUUGAUAAGAGAGUUGAUGAAUGGAAAAGGGUUUUGGAUGAAAAAAAUGAGGAAAUUUUCGAGUUAAAACGUAAAAUUUUAAAGGAAAAGGAAGAAUUUUCUGAGAUAAGUGAUACUUUUCGAGAUGGAAAUGAAUUUGUUUUAAAUAAAAUUAUUUUCGAGCGAGAUUUAAAAAUUAAUGAUUUACAAAGUCAAUUAGAAAAAGCCACCAUUGAUAUGAAUGAAAUUGCGGAGAUUUUAAACAAAUUAAGAGAAGAAAAAGAGGAUUUGGAUAAAAAAUUAAUUGAAAAUAAAGAUUUUAAUAAAGAAUUAAAACAAAAAUUAAAAUCCUCUCAUUUACGCACUCAAAAUUUACAAGAAGAAAUAAAUUACUUAACCAAAGCGUUAACGGAAAAAGAUGACGACGUUAACGAGAUGAUUAAUAAGUAUAAAAACGAAAAUGUUGAUUUUGGAGUCUUUUUGGAAAAGUACCAAAAAUUAAAGCUUCAAAAACGUCAAAAAGAUAAAGAAAUCGCCGAAUUAGUACGAGAUGGGAAUAAUUUGCAAGAAAAUUUUGAACGAUUUCAAAAAGAAAAUGUCGAAUUAAGAUCGAGGUUGGGAUUAAACGAGGAAGAUAACGUCGCAGUGACGAGUAUUGAGAUAAAAACGAAGAAGUUAGAGAGGAAAAUUGACGAUUUAAAAGUAAAAAUGGUUAAAAUGGAGGAGGAAAAAGUUAGUUUACGAUGUAAAAAUCAAAAUCAAAGCAAAAUUAUUAAUGAAUUAACUAAAAAACUUAACGAAUUAAACGUGGGGGAGAUUCUUUUUGAUGAAAAUGAAAUUUGUGAAAAUGUUACAAAAGAAUCUCAUGAAGUUGUUGUUGAGGAAAAUGAAGCGUUACGGAGAGGAUUACAUGAGAUUUUGGAGAGUUUGCAACAAAGAAAAGAUAAAGGAUAUCGAGAAAUUAAUUCGGAAACGUUGGAAAAUCUUUUAAAAGCACUCGAUUCGAAACAUAUUUCUGGAUGGUAUCACUCUGGGAUGAGAUUGCAAGCUGAAAUUCAUACUUUACAAGGAUCUAAUAAGGAAUUACGAGAACAAUUAAAAAUAGCCCUAAAAAAAGCUUCGGAACCAAAUACAAAUUAUAUAAAUAAAGAAAUUAAAUUAACAGGCGAUAAUAAAGAGGUUAUUUCAAAUGAUUUGAAAGAAAGUGAUGGGCAAACAAGUCAAAAUGAUGUGUUAAUAGAGAAAAAUAAAAUCAAUUUUGAAGAAGUUGAAGAAAAAUUAAAUUCGUUAUCUAAAGAAUAUAAUGAGGCAAAAUUGAAUUGGGAAAAUGAAAAGUUAAUGUUAUCAGAUACCGCUGACGAUUUAAGUGAAAAGGUUGAAGUUUUAGAAAAAAAAUUAGAAGAAAUAAAAAAGUUUCAUCUAAGUGAAAAUGACGCAUUCAAAAUUAAACAAGUCUCUGAGUUAGCUGGAGAAGUUGUGAUCUUAAACAGAAAAACGUUGUAUUUAAAAAAUGAAAAUGAAAAGUACUUGGGGGAUAUUGACCGAUUAAAAAGUGAUUCGUUAAAAAAUGAAAUUGAUUUGAUGAAGAGUGUUAAAUUAACGAACGAAAUAAACGAUUCGUUGUUGAAUAAAAUAACCCGCCUUGAAGUGGAAUUAAAAAACAAAAUUGAUUUAAACUUAUUUCUAAAGUUACAAAAUAAUUUUGAUGAUUUAACGAUUAAACAUCGAGGAUUAUUAGGGGAAAUUUCUACGAUUAAAUCAAACGAAAAUCGAGAAUUACAAGCAUUAAAUGUGAUCAUAAAAAAUUUAAAAGAAGAAAAACUAACGAUUUUAGAGAAAACUCAAGAUUUAUUAAUCAAAAUUAAUUCAUUUGAGGCUUCAAAAUUAGUUGAAAUCGACAAAAACAUUGAGAUGUUAACGAAAAAACUUUCCCAAUGCGAAAUAAAUGAGAUAACCGAGCGGCAAAGAGCGAAUCAUAUGAACAAUUUAUACGAAUUGGUUAAAGAGCAACUUAAAAAUAGCGAAGAGAGACUCCACGAUUUUGAAAAGUAUAAUAAAGAGAUUAUGGAGAAAAAUUUAAAGCUCCAAGAAACCAUAAAAAACGGGCAAAAUCAAAUUUUAAUCGAACCCUUUUUCGAAAACGACGACGAUUUAAAAAAAAAAUAUGAAAACGCUUUAAUUGAAAUUGACGUUUUAAAAAAAAAUUUAAACGAGAUUAAAUUCAAAAAUGAAAUAGACGAGAAAUAUGAGAAAAACUGGAAAAGCUCAACGGCAGCUUAUGAAUUUGAAAUUUUAAGUUUAAAACAUCAAAUUUUAGAUUUACAAGCGGCGGGGGAUGAUAAAGCCGUCAUUUCUCGCUUGUCAUCGGAUGUGGUUCAAGCGCGACUUCUACAAGCCGAAGCGAAUCGAAAAUUUGAUAGCUUACAACUUCAAUUUGAAAGGGUUAAUAAGGAAUUUGACAAAUUUAAAGUUGAAAAUGAGGAAAAAUUAAUGGUGCGGGAAGAAAAUGUUGCGAAACUAGAAAAAAACGUUAUAAACUUACAAGAAAUAAUAAUUCAACACCGCCACCAAUAUCUCGGUUAUAUCCCGCUAAUAUCAGAGAGGAAAUACAUUGAAAAUAUCUUACAAAUCAAUAAAGAUAAAUUUGAAAGUUUUUUGAAUUUGCAAAAAAUUUCCGACGAAUUAAACGAGGUUCAAAUCACAAAGGAACAAUUAAAGGAGCAAUUAGAAAUGAUUGAGGAAAUUAAAAGUGAGGAUUUCCACAAGAAAAUAUCAAAAUGGUACAACGAAAAAUCUUUAAUACAAUUACAGGAAUUAAAGCAAAGGAGGAAAUCGGAAUUUCUUCAAACCCAAUUGGACCAAGCGUUAGAAAAGAUAGAAAUGCAAAACAAUCACACGUCAAAAUUAGAGGAAGCCUUAUUCUUAUCGUACCAAAAUUUAGAAAUUAAUAUCCCUAAAACUAUCGAUAACAUUAAACUAAAACCCCUCAACGAUGAUAAAGAAGAGAUUCAAAAAAAAAUCGAAAAUAUAAAAAUUUUUAACUCACAAGAAACCCAAACAAUUUUCGAUUUAGAAACAAUCCAAAACGGAAACGGAAGUAAUCAAAACUUAAAAAAAAUCCAAAUGGAAUUGUUACAAAAUCAAAACGAACUGAGUUCGAAAACCGAAAUAAUCGAACAAUUAAAAUCGAAAUUAACCGAAUUAGAAAUGAAUUUGAGUCUUUUUAAAUCGCAAUUGGGCGAUAAACAAUCGCAAAUAACGUUUUACGAAAAACACAUCUUAGAAUUACAAUCGAAAAAGGAAAUUUCCGUUGAAGAAGACGCCGUUGAAGAUUUAAAAUCGAAUUUAAUUAAACUUCAAGCUAUUCUUACCGAAAAGGAAGAAGACGUCAUCAAAUAUCAAUCCCUAUUAAAAAAAGAUCGAGACGAACACAGUUUGGCCGCACAAAGAAUGCGCGAGGAAGUUAAACGGCUUCAAAUGGUUCUAAUUGAAAAAGAAAAUGAAUCGCACGAAAACGAGGGGAAAGCUGCUGUUGAAUAUUAUAUUAAACAAGUCAACGCCUUGGUCCAACACACCAAUGAAUUACAUACUCAAUUAAAAUGCGUCGAGAAUCAACUUGAAUCGAGUCGCGAAGAAUGUUCGAGGUGGAAGAGUUUAUCUAAUGAUCGAUUGGAGUGUUUAGAGAAGUUGAGGAAAGAUUUAGAAGAGAUGCAUAAAAUAGAAUUAAAAGCUUACCAAGAUGAUUGUGAAAAAUGGAGAGAAGAAGUUUUAUGUUUAAAGACGUUUGUAUCAAAGUUUCAAGGAAGUACAUCAGAAAAAAGUGCAGAUUUACAAAAAUUAAUUAAAGAUAAAGAUAAUAGAAUUCAUGAAUUAACAGUUCAUUUACGACAAUUAAAAAUAGCAGCAAGAAAAAAAGAAAAUAACGAAACACCCCGUCUUCAAGAAGAAGAAAACGCAAAAAAAGAAAUCCAAAAAGAACUAGAAGUUGUAAAGAAAAAGUGUGAAAAUUUAUUAACAAAAGAAAAAAAUUAUCGAGAAGAAAUAAGAAAUUUAAAAAGUCAAUUAAUGAAACGACCGAUCUCCUCAUCAUUAUCAUCGCAAAAAUCGGAUAUAAAAGAUCAGCUUUAUAAAAAAAUUACAUCCCUUGAAAACGAAAAUUUAGAAUUAAAAGAAAACCUUCGACAGCAAUUUCAAAUCAACGAAACUCAUCGUAUAAAAGUUGCCGAAGAUUUCGAUAAAUGGAACAAGCAAAAACAGUUUCAACAAACGGCCGAUAAAUUAAAAAUCAAACUAAAAGAGAAAUCGGAAGAAUGCGAAAAAUUACAACAAACCUCGGCCGGUUAUCGAAUAUUAAUCGAAAAAUUAGAACGGGAAAAACACGCGUUAGAAAUGAAAAUAAAAAAUUUCAAAACAACUUCAGAAACUACCAACAAAAACGAGUUAUUACAGAUUGAAAAUGCGAGACUUUCGGCGGAAAUCGAAGCGGUUAAUGCUAAAUAUGAGAUGGCUCAACAUCAUUCGGGCGGGUUAGGUGCUGUUAUGUUGCAGGAGAAAUUGGAGGCGCAAGAAAGAAAGAUUGCUAUUUUGGAAUUAGCCGGAAAGGGUACUAUUGAAUUAAGGAAUGAAAUAGAAAGGCUACAAAAUGCCACGGCGAAUUUACAUAAAGCUAAUUUAAGAUUGGAAGCGGAAAACUUAGAAUUUAAAUUGGAUUUGGGAAAAACGAACAAAGAAGUUCCCCAUUUAAAAGAACAAAUCCAAUAUUUGGAAAACUACAUAGAAGUUCUCAAACAAGAAAAAAAUCCCCCAGAAACUGUUAACGAAGAACACAAAAAACAAUCUGAAUUAGAAAGAACCGUUUUUGUGCUAAAAAGAAUCGUUGAAAAACUUCAAGUUGAAAACAAACGGCUUCAAAAUUCAUCGAAACCCGUUAAUGAAAAAAUAAACGUUUCUGACGAAACUUUACGAAGGAACUUUUAUAAACUCAAAGAUCAAUACGGUGACAGUAUACAAAAAAUUUCCCGUUUAGAAGAAGAAUUAAACUUGGCGAAUAACAAAUUAAAACAAAUCAAAGUAAUCGGGAAAUCCCCCGAUUUAGAAGAAGAAAAUGCCCGGCUCAAAAAUGAAUUGGAACAAAAAAUUGAAUUAUUAGAUAAAGUUAAGAUACUUUUACAUCGGGCUGCGAGUAAAGAAAAAGCGUUACUUGAUGAGGUUGCAAGAUUAAAAGCGAUUAUUCCUUGUAGCUCAACAUCCGUUUCGAGCGCUUAAAAACAUAUUUUUAAGAUUCAAAUAUUUUAUAGUUAAGAUU
Molecule: messenger RNA, 6319 nt
Organism: Onthophagus taurus
Lineage: Eukaryota; Metazoa; Arthropoda; Insecta; Coleoptera; Scarabaeidae
Product: Centrosomal protein 290kDa
Biological process (GO): ciliary transition zone assembly; non-motile cilium assembly
Cellular component (GO): centriolar satellite; ciliary transition zone
Source: RefSeq, a predicted model, not a curated record